Messenger RNA from Gavia stellata (red-throated loon), 1046 nucleotides. It is a transcript of the gene NAIF1, whose product is annotated as nuclear apoptosis inducing factor 1. The record is from RefSeq and is a predicted model, not a curated record. Gene Ontology annotation, cellular component: nucleus. The coding region runs from base 1 to 975 and encodes 324 amino acids. The transcript has 2 exons. Lineage: Eukaryota; Metazoa; Chordata; Aves; Gaviiformes; Gaviidae.
AUGGCCAUGGCGUCGCCCCCGGCACCCCCAGCCAAGAAGCGGAAGAUGAACUUCUCGGAGCGGGAGGUGGAGAUCAUCGUGGAGGAGCUGGAGCGAGGCAAGCACCUCCUCAUCAACCACUUCAACGCGGGCGUGCCCCUGGCCGCCAAGGCCGCCGCCUGGCACGACAUCCUGCGCCGCGUCAACGCCGUCGCCACCUGCCACCGCGAGCUGCCCGAGGUCAAGAAGAAAUGGUCCGACCUCAAGACCGAGGUGCGACGCAAAGUGGCCCAGGUCCGGGCUGCCAUGGAAGGGGGAGGCGAGAGCCAGAACGGCAGCGGCAACGGGCCAGAGAGCGAAGACCCGACGGGCGCUGCAACCACCCCGGUUAUCCUCACCCCCAUGCAGCAACGCAUCUGCAACCUGCUGGGAGAAGCCACCAUCAUCAGUUUGCCAAGUGGGGACUGCAGCGCAGGUGACGGGACCGAGAUACCCAUCACCGCGUCAGCCACCACGGUCACCCUGACCCAGAUUCCUGCAGAGACGACCUACCACAGUCUGGAGGAUGGAGUCGUGGAGUACUGCACAACAGAAGCCCCCACCACAGUGACCGCCGAAGCACCAUUGGAGAUGAUGGCGCAUCAACACGAAGUGUCUGCGAAACCCCAGGAGCUGAAAAGCCGAAUUGCCCUGAACUCAGCCAAGCUCUUGCAGGAGCAGCGAGUCACCAACUUGCACGUGAAGGAGAUUGCCCAGCACCUGGAGCAGCAGAAUGACUUGCUUCAGAUGAUUCGUCGCUCUCAGGAGGUGCAGGCCUGCGCCCAGGAGCGACAGGCACAAGCCAUGGAGGGAACACAGGCGGCACUGAGUGCCCUCAUCCAGGUCCUCCGACCCAUGAUUAAGGACUUCCGUCGAUUUUUGCAGAGCAAUACACCCAGUCCAUCGGUCACUGCUGACCCCAGCCAGGCAGGACAGCAAGACGGCAUGAUCCAGUGAAAGAAACAGUGAUGGGACAUCUUGGAAAAAAAACCUGCCUGUGCUGCCCCUGGACACAGGGAGCGAGGGAU